Penicillium lagena is the source of this 993-nucleotide messenger RNA. RefSeq lists its product as uncharacterized. Gene Ontology annotation, cellular component: mediator complex. Gene Ontology annotation, biological process: regulation of transcription by RNA polymerase II. Bases 1 to 993 code for a protein of 330 amino acids. Gene Ontology annotation, molecular function: transcription coregulator activity. NCBI's taxonomy places the organism in Eukaryota, Fungi, Ascomycota, Eurotiomycetes, Eurotiales, Aspergillaceae. The record is from RefSeq and is a predicted model, not a curated record. The transcript has 2 exons.
AUGCCUAUCACCGGGGUCUACUUCGUCCCCUCUCACCCCAACGCUGCCACAGCCCUGGGCACCAUCACCGAGCGUCUACGCUCCGCCUUUGUCGAUGAAGACCUCACCCCGAUCGGGCGUUGGGCCCUGGAACACAGGCUGAUGCGCGACACCCCCGGGUGUCUCCCCGCCUCCGCCAAUCCCGCACAGCAGAGCUCCAAGCCACGAUACAUGCAGUUCCUAUCGCUGUCCCACUACUCACAUCACGGGUUCAUCUACACGUCCGAGCCGCUGGAGAAACCUUUCCAUCCACCGAACGCGGCGUCGCCGGUCCCGCUAUCAUUGGCUGCGAGUCCGGCUUCACCCCCCAUAGACUCCCCCGGAGUAGUCAACGCGACCCCCCAGUCCACUGGCAAUAAUGCAGCCACACCAGUCCCUCCGACCACGGAUGCGAUGCGCAUGACUUCCGUCCCGCCCUCCGCAUACAAUACCCUCUUCCAACACUUCACCUACGCAUGCCAGCCCUUCUGGUGCCACCGCCUGACCGUCGCCGUGCCCAACGGCGCCGUCUACGACAUGGGCGACUUCCGCGUGCGGGUUGGGGAUGUGCGCCAGACCUUCCCCGCUGCACGGGUGCGCGGGACAGUCGUUGAGAUCGAAUGGCGGGGUCCGUCGGUGAUCGAGUCGUUGCCGUUGUCGGACGACGCGGAUUCGGGGAUUGAUGUGUCGUUUGCUGCGAUUGAGGAGUCCGAUAUCGAUGCUGAGCUGGCUGCGACGGCGUCUCUGAUCCGUGAGUUUUGGAUGCGGUUGCAGAUUGACGGGGGGCGUGAGUCGAUUCUUGUUCCUGGUGUUGGGAAGGAGAUUAAGGAUCGAUUGGCAAGUUGUAAGCGGCGGAAUGCAGUGCCUGCGGAGACUGUCGUUGAGAAUGCGAUGGUGCAAGAGGAGGAUCCCGACCCGUAUGCUGGGGCGGAUCUGGCGAGACAGUAUAUGGAGGCACUCCGGUUUAACCGGUAG